AUGUUCACCCAUUUCAACGGAGCUAUGGUAGCUCUGCAGGCACUUCUCUUCGCAGCGUCUGUUCUGGGCGCUCGCCUUGUGGAUUUCCAGGUUGCGCAGCCGCCGCCCCUGCCCAAGGACGCAAAACAGUGUACUAUCCGGCUGUUUGAGCACACCUUUGCGAACUCAUACUAUGUCCCAGCGAUUGCUGACUACACCCCUCCCACUGAUUGUGGAGAAGUGGGUUCUUGGGUUGGUAUCAGCCUCAACUUCACUGUAACCAGCAACGGAACCCAGUAUGAUCGGUUGGGCGUAUUCACCUUCCAGAACGUCGAGAUCUGGCGGACAUCGACGCCUGAACCGACAUCUGGCGAUGGUAUCAUCUGGCAGUACCUGAAAGACGUCACACGCUUCCAGCCUCUCUUCGCCGAACCCGGACUCUUCAUAUUGGAGUUGAACAACAUUGUCCAGACUGGCCUGACCGGAGAGUACGCAUCUACAUUAGAAGCAACCUUCUAUGCAUCAAGCGCUGCCCAUCCACCAGCGACAACGGCAAAUCUCAUCGUUCCAAUAUCGACCCUCUCGAACACGUCAUCCGACGAGGCCUCCGUUCCACCAAGCUUCUCGCUUAACAUCACGAUCCCGGUCAACUCUGUCGCAGCAUAUGCGGAGCUGCAAGCCUCUGGUAACGGAGAAGAGGAGUUCUGGUACUUCAAUGCACCGAACAAUUACCUCGACCUCCUUCCUAGCGGGACAACAUACGGCACUGGCCCGUUCCGUGAAGUUCGCUUCCUCGUUGACAGUCUAUUAGCCGGCGUUGCUUUCCCAUACCCAGUCAUCUUUACGGGCGGCAUCAUCCCUAACGCCUGGAGACCCAUCACGUCUUACGGUGCCAUCGACCUGCCGACGUAUCACUUCGAUCUAUCCCCUUUCAUUCCGUUACUCGCGGACGGAGAGCCCCACACCAUUACCCUCGAUGUUGCCAGUGCAGAGACAGAUCAUGCCAUCAACUCGAACUGGUUCGUGAGCGGUGCUGUGCACAUUAUCCUCGGUGAUUCGGACCAGCCUACCACUGGCAAUAUCACUCUGUACAAGGCAGAUGACUAUGCGGUCACGACUGAAUCUGGCGGACAGGAUGAUACUGGUGCGGUUGCGUUCAGCGUCGGUGCCACCCGUAGCAUUCAUAUCGAAAGCACCAUCGUUCCGGGUAACGGCAAGGAGACAAAGGUCAUCUUCAAACAAGACUUGGCCUACACCAACAAACAGUCGUACAACGUUGAUGCUACUAUCGAGGUCGUGAAGCAGAUUGCGAGCGGCACUGUCACAUCAACGCACGACGGCACAGUUGUACUGGAAGACACGUUCUCGUACCCGUUGACCAUCAAUCUGACGGCUACCGACGCAAACUUCAAUAACUACUCGGCUACUUUCGAUCACUCAUACAAUCGCGUGCUUUUACCUGCGCCGUUCCUCUUGGGUACAACUAUCGCUGAACACCAAGUCUCUGGUGGACGCUUCGUAUCUACGUCGUCCGGUAACAUCGGUAUCAACGGCACCAGCGAGAACACGUUCAAGUACACAGACGUCAAGGGCAACACCUUCUCUCAGACUGUCAACGCAGCGUCGAACGUGAUCACAUUGAACAAGGAGAGCGGGAAUCUUGCCCCAAGCCCCCUCCCCGCCUCGACUAUUGCUGCUGCUGCAACGCAUGUCCCGCUGAAGAUGGGUGCACGCCUUCCUGGUGGCAACGUUGCUGGACACUAA
Peniophora sp. CBMAI 1063 is the source of this 1743-nucleotide messenger RNA. The record is from the annotation of a GenBank genome assembly. NCBI's taxonomy places the organism in Eukaryota, Fungi, Basidiomycota, Agaricomycetes, Russulales, Peniophoraceae.